AAAACAACAUUUCAUUGACUUGUGUUAUCAUCACACGAGUUGUUUGUGUGAAUUUUUUCGCAAUUAAAUAACAUUUUAUUUAUUUGACGAUACAAUGAAUUUAGUAUGGAUUUUGGUCUUAACUUUAUUGUUAUUUUCCAUGAAAUGUCGUUCAAUUGAUGUCAAAGACAUCAGCGAUGAUCCGAUUCUGGACCUAACAAGUGAUUUGGGAACAUCUGAGACAACCAAUACGGACAGUAUCAAAGUGGCUGCAGAGGUAUGCUCUCAAAAGUGCGAGAAAGAGAUACAGGAGCUCAGGAAAAAUAUGACUGACCUGUAUAUGGCGUUUCUAGUACUUCACGCCGAGUUUGCCCACAUUAACCAACACAUGAUGUUUCAUCAGAAGGCACUCAAACACAUUGCACUUAUGAACCAUAAGUCUACCACCGAUUCUCAUCAUAAAAAUGAUGAAUCUGUCAGUGAAUCAGACAUUGAAAGCAAUAGUCGUAACGACAGUUCAACUGUAAAGUCUUUAAUAAAAAAUUUAAAUGACUCAGACAGACAUCUCAACCAUCACAACAGUAGCGGACAUCAUGGACAUCAUCAGCAUAACCAUCAUAUUCACAAUCAUCCACAUAGGAAACACAAUUUAAACAGAAACCCUAGUGAUGACAAUAAAAAAGAUAAUAAAAACUCUUCAAUGGAGUUAUCUAAAGAACAGCUACUGACUAGUACUGAAGUGAACCGAAUUAAUGGUUCCGACGUUAAGAUUAAUCAAAGUAUAGCUGAUUCAUACGAUUUGCAUACAUCUGCUACCAAACAGUCUGUGGAAACCAUACAGUCAUUGGACAAAGAUUUCAAGCAAUGGUUCGACAAUAUGCUGCACGACAUCCAUCACAGCCAUAACAUGAACUAUACGGUGGUUAACGAGACGACACAGAAAUUCAAAAUUAACAAACGUAUUGAUCCAGCGCUCUAUAACCAGAGGAAGAUCGAUGAUAUGGAAAACUCGUUGAACUCCGAAAAUCUGAUAUUUGCCACCUGUUAUAUGAGAGCUAACCGACACAUAGCUCUUCUCAGUCAACAGGAUAUUGUCGGCACAAUCAAUCUGUGGCAACUCCGGCACAAUAGAGGACCACUGCAUAUGCACAUCAAAUUGAAGGGCUUUAAAGUAUYAUCACAUCACGAUCAUCAUAGCUCAAGACGACGUCGACGAGAUAGUAAUCUAAUGCCUGUCGAAGUGGAACCGGAGGACAGUAAUGGACAUCCUAUUGGCUACUCGCACAGCCAUGGAUUUCAUGUUCACGAAUCGGGAAAUUUGUCGCGUGAUUGUCAAUCAGUAGGUGAUCAUUACAAUCCGUUUAACUUAACACACGGCGGACCGUACGAUGUGGUCAGACAUGUCGGCGAUUUGGGCAAUAUUAGAUGUGACCGAAAUGGUCAGAUCGAUCAGGAAAUGUCAUACAUUGGCGUUUCACUGUCGGGCGAACACAGUAUUAUAGGSAAGUCAUUGGUGAUUCACAAUAAUGCCGACGAUUACGGUCGAAACUCCAACAGUCCGUUGAGUUCGACGAGUGGUAGUUCUGGCGUCAGAAUCGCCUGUUGUCUUAUCGAAGAAGUUGCGCAAUUGCCUCCUGAUUCAGAUUCGCAAAGUAGUAUUGGAUCAGUUGCUGCACCGGCACUGACUGUUACAACCAGAAGAAGGCGACGAAGUAAUUCACCUGAAAGUACACCAAUCAAUCGUAAUCGCAAUCGUUUUGAAGAUACAGAUUUGAGUGAAAUCUUGAAAAAGAUUACCAAUUAUGAGAAUGAACUCAAAGAUCGAGAUAUCAAUUGAUAAUUCAAUUGCAAUAACCAAACCAUCUCUAAAAUAUAUCUCCUAAAAAAUAUCCCAU
This is a messenger RNA of Oppia nitens, 1874 nucleotides long. Its product is annotated as protein dopey homolog PFC0245c-like. The transcript is spliced from 3 exons. Lineage: Eukaryota; Metazoa; Arthropoda; Arachnida; Sarcoptiformes; Oppiidae. The coding region runs from base 95 to 1816 and encodes 573 amino acids. Gene Ontology annotation, biological process: removal of superoxide radicals. Gene Ontology annotation, molecular function: superoxide dismutase activity; copper ion binding. The record is from RefSeq and is a predicted model, not a curated record.